Molecule: messenger RNA, 1072 nt
Organism: Triticum aestivum (bread wheat)
Lineage: Eukaryota; Viridiplantae; Streptophyta; Magnoliopsida; Poales; Poaceae
Product: L-ornithine N5-acetyltransferase NATA1
Exons: 2
Coding region: 70-759 (229 amino acids)
Molecular function (GO): N-acetyltransferase activity
Source: RefSeq, a predicted model, not a curated record
GGAGCAACCCUAGCUGCAGCGCAGCGUAUCCCACCCACCCACCCCCCGACCCCUAUCGCCCGCACCAAGAUGGCGGCGGCGCCGACGACCUUCUCCGGCGAGGUGUGGGCGGAGCUGCGCCUGGCGGACGCGCGCGACGUGCCGCACAUCCACAGCCUCAUCCACCAGAUGGCGGAGUUCGAGCUCCUCACCGACCUCUUCGCCGCCACCCACGAGCUGCUGGCCUCCACGCUCUUCCCCACGCCCCGGCCGGCCCCCUUCGCCUCCUUCACCGCCCUCAUCCUCGACCUGUCCCCGUCCCCCGCGCCGGCCUCGGGCGACACCGUCGGCUCCCGCCGCCUGGACCUCUCCGCGUCCCCCCCGGUCGCCGACCCGGAGGCCGGCGCCUUCCCGUCCCCGCGCGGCGGCGGGCGCGUGACGGCCGGGUUCGUCAUCUGCUUCCCCAACUACUCCACCUUCCUGGCCAGGCCGGGGCUGUACGUGGAGGACAUCUUCGUGCGCGCGCCGUGGCGCCGCCGCGGGCUGGGCCGCAUGAUGCUGUCCGCCGUCGCCGGCCGGGCCGCCGAGAUCGGGAUGGGCCGCGUGGAGUGGUGCGUGCUCGACUGGAACCAGAACGCCAUCGACUUCUACGAGGGGAUGGGCGCCGAGGUGUUCAAGCAGUGGCGCAUCUGCCGCCUCACCGGCCCCGCCCUCGACCAGUACAAGGGCGCCGGCGCCGGCGGCCAGGAGGAGCAGGACGCCGCCGGGAAGGCCGAGUAGGCCAGUAGGAGAGGACAGAUCUACGCUCCCGAGACUGAUUGUUUCUGAAUCUGCAUUGAUGAUGCUCUUACGGGAGGCAGCAGUGGAGAAUUUUCUGCAAUGGAUGAAAGCCUCAGGUCGUUUUCUCGGAGAAGAAAAUGUGAAGGAUGCAAGCGUGAUUGAGGGUAAAGAUUAUGAAUUGAAAUAUCAGCCGUUGGUGUCAUCCGAUGAAGGAAUCAGGUUCCAUGCAUGUGUUGUAUACUUACUAAGAUAAGAUGUGGCUAAAGAGUUGAUGAUCAGGUUCAUUGCAUGUCUAAUAAAUUAUUUUUGUUUA